Zeugodacus cucurbitae (melon fly) is the source of this 9069-nucleotide messenger RNA. RefSeq names its product transient receptor potential cation channel trpm (gene Trpm). The coding region runs from base 1680 to 7655 and encodes 1991 amino acids. Gene Ontology annotation, molecular function: monoatomic cation channel activity. Gene Ontology annotation, cellular component: membrane. NCBI's taxonomy places the organism in Eukaryota, Metazoa, Arthropoda, Insecta, Diptera, Tephritidae. The record is from RefSeq and is a predicted model, not a curated record. The transcript is spliced from 35 exons. Gene Ontology annotation, biological process: monoatomic cation transmembrane transport; protein tetramerization.
GAAAUUGGGCGAAUUUCUUGCGCCCACAAAAUCGAAAAUUUGAGUUCAUUCUCGUUCUGUUUUGCAUCGUGUUCAGUCCUCUGAUUUUAUUCUCGUUAUCUUCGCGCGUUUGUUCUUGCCUCGUCGUCAGAUGUUUGAUAUGUACUUGGAUUAAAAAUUGUUCAAAACAACUUAUUAAGUGUGGAUUAACUGGUGCAUUAAAACAAAAAAAAAAAACAAUUUCCAUUACCCAGCGAAAAGAAACUGUAAAAAAUAAAAAUAAUAAAAAAUUGAAAAAAAAAAAUUAAAAUUGUGUGAGCUACUGAACUGACCUUAAUCAAAAGCAAAUAAAAACAACAGCAACAAUAAAAGCGUAUAAAAACAAAUAUAAAAGAUCGAGAAGAUGCCGCAAGUAGCAUUUCAAUGAAUGGAAAAUAAUAAAAGCUAAUUUAAUUACAAUAAAAAACGGAAAAUAAAAACAAAAAGACAAAGUAAAUAGAAUUUAAGGAUAAACAAUAAAAAUUUGUUAAAAAUUGUGUACAAUACAUACAUACAAACAUACACAAAUAAAAAAAAAAACACACACAAAAACAAGAAGAAAAUGUUGUAACAAGUGUUGAGUGUUUGUGUGCAUUUUUGUGUGAAUUUUUCUCAACUACAUUUGCUCGUAUGUUUAUCUAUCUAUUCAUUUAAGCGCUCGCCAGUCUCGCUCCUCAACGAACGCGUCCACCGUCAGCACGCUAAGGAAUUUUAUUUGAAUUGCAAUUGAAUUCAAAGAAAUCGUAAAGAUAUUGAGAAAUAAAACAACAAUAACAACAACUACAAAAGUAUAUACACAAGCAAACGAAAAAAAAUAUAAAAAACAACAACAACAGCAAAGGUCUUUUCAAAAGCCAACGAAUUAAAUAAGAAAUUCUGUUAAAUUACUUUCAAUUUUGAUUACAUCAACGAAGCGGCGUGCACAGGCACACACACAUACACACAGAGAGACAACAACAACGUGCUCACAUCACAACAACAACAGCGUAUCCAGACCAGCCCAAACCACCCACUCGCGUGAGGCGUACGUGUGUGCUAUUGGCUUGUAGACACAAUCAUAUAACUGUAUAGGCAAGCAGACCGACACACAUACAUAUUCUCCUACAAACACACACUGAAACGUUCACCUUACUUAUAUGAGCACCUUGAACCUCAGCCGCAACUGGUUGCUCUUGUUGUUGUUGGCGUCGUCUAAUCAUCAUCAUAUUUUGUCAUAGCUUCUAAUUGUUGAAGACAACGUUCGCGUGUUGCUGUUGUUGUACAGCGCUCAGAUAGUGAAAUACACUCCACUCGACUCGAUAGCACUUGAGUGCUUUGGAAUGUUUAAUUGAUUUCUCAAAUGUUGUGAUAUCAAUUGAAAUCAUUGGAAACAAACAAGAAAUCGGCAAGGACUAGUGCAAUUAUAGAACAAUUUAACCAGCAAUUAGACGACCCGUUUCUCUAAUCACUCCAAUCAUCUAAUUCUCUUAAAUUUGAGAAAUUUUCUGUUAUAUUUGAUUGAGCAAAGUGACAUCUUUACUCCGGAAAAUUAUAUCACUACGACGAACUCGUUAUUGGCUUGACAAAUCUGCAGACAAACUUUUAAAUUUGUAGGAUUACCACUUUCCACCGUGCAUUUAAUCAGGAAAAACGUCAGCGUGUAACUCAAACGUCAAAACCAAAUGUUGGGUAAAUUCACAUCGAAUCAUGUGCAGGUGUAUCAUCAGUACUCGCGUACCAUCUCUGUGAAGAAGCCAAAGAAGCAUACACCUCGCAGCUGGAUUGAGACAAAUUUUCAAAAAAGAGAAUGCAUCAAAUUCAUACCAUGCCCCAAAGAUGAGACCAAAUGUUGUUGCGGUCAGUCACGUCAAACCCAUCAAACGAUACCGGGUAUCGAAAGUGGUUCGCCCGGUGACAGUUGGCUGCCACAAAAGCACACGAGAGCACAACCCACCGAUGCAUAUGGUACAAUUGAAUUUCAAGGUGGUGCACAUCCGACCAAAGCUCAGUAUGUGCGCCUGUCCUUCGAUACACGUCCGGAAUUGUUGGUGCAGUUGUUUACCAAAGAAUGGAAUUUGGAAUUACCGAAACUUUUGAUUACAGUACAAGGUGGCAAGGCGAAUUUCGAACUGCAACCAAAGUUGAAAAAGGAAAUUCGUAAAGGCCUUUUGAAAGCGGCGAAGACGACAGGAGCAUGGAUAUUCACAGGCGGUACAAAUACAGGUGUUACGAAACAGGUGGGCGAUGCUUUGCUGCUCGAGGGCCAACAGCGGAGUGGGCGUGUUGUCAGUAUCGGUAUUGCACCCUGGGGUAUAGUGGAGCGUAAUCAUGAACUUUUAGGGCAUAAUCGUGAGGUGCCCUGUCACAGCAUAAGUUCACCAAGGUCCAAAUUAGCUGUGCUGAAUAAUCGUCACGCUUACUUCCUGCUGGUCGAUAACGGUACACAGGCAAAAUAUGGCGCUGAGUUGAUAUUGCGACGAAAAUUGGAGAAAUUCAUAUCGAACUUGAAGCUACAUCCAUUUACACAUUCCAGCACACCGGUCGUCUGCCUGGUUAUCGAGGGUGGCACAAAUACGGUACGUGCCGUGCUUGAGUACGUGACGGAUACGCCGCCGGUGCCGGUGGUGGUAUGCGAUGGCUCGGGUCGUGCGGCCGAUCUGAUAGCGUUCGUGCACAAAUACGCCUCCGAUGGCGAGGAGCAGCCGGUGCUGGAGUCUAUGCGUGACUACUUAAUUACAACUAUACAAAAAACUUUCGAAGUCGGCUUCGAUCAAGCCGACAAACUUUAUCAGGAACUUUUGCAAUGUACACGAAAUAAAAAUUUGAUAACCGUUUUUCGCAUACAAGAGAAGCCCGAAGGCGAGGCACAGGAAUUGGAUCAGACCAUAUUGACGGCGCUCUUCAAGUCGCAACACUUGAGCCCACCGGAACAGCUGAGUUUGGCAUUGACAUGGAAUCGCGUUGAUAUCGCUCGCAGCGAAAUUUUCGUCUAUGGUCAAGAGUGGCCGCAUGGUGCUCUGGAUGAGGCGAUGAUGCAGGCGCUCGAACACGACAGAAUCGAUUUUGUGAAAUUACUUUUGGAGAACGGUGUUUCAAUGAAGAAAUUUUUGACAAUACCACGCCUUGAGGAAUUGUAUAAUACAAAACAUGGUCCAGCCAAUACUUUAGGUUAUAUUUUACGCGACGUACGUCCACACAUACCAAAGGGAUACGUCUACACAUUACACGAUAUCGGUUUAGUUAUUAACAAAUUAAUGGGAGGCGCAUAUCGCUCAUAUUAUACACGCCGAAAAUUUCGUCCGAUCUACGCCAAAGUAAUGAACAGUUAUGCCAAUGCACACCGCAAAUCCUCAACAUAUCAACGUUAUGCUGGCGCAAAUUCCUUGAGUUUGGUCACCGGAUUGCUGCCGUUCACAACGGAAAUGGCACUUUUCGAAUUUCCUUUCAACGAAUUGUUGAUUUGGGCUGUGCUUACGAAGCGUCAACAAAUGGCUUUGUUGAUGUGGACGCAUGGCGAGGAGGCGUUAGCCAAAUCACUGGUGGCCUGUAAACUUUACAAGGCCAUGGCGCACGAGGCUGCCGAGGAUGAUUUAGAUACGGAAAUCUAUGAUGAAUUGCGUGCAUAUGCGAAGGAAUUCGAAAGCAAAGGUAUUAAACUAUUGGACUUCAGCUAUCGCACUGAUGGGGAGAAGGCUCAACGACUACUCACCUGUGAGCUGCACUCAUGGUCGAACCAAAGUUGCCUUUCGCUGGCGGUGGCUGCCAAUCAUCGUGCACUCUUGGCGCAUCCAAGCAGUCAAGUGAUAUUGGCCGAUUUGUGGAUGGGCGGUUUGCGAACACGCAAAAAUACAAAUAUUAAGGUCAUCUUAGGUCUUUUGAUACCAUUUUAUAUCAGACAUUUGGAUUUCAAAUCCAAAGAAGAGCUACAACAAAUGCCACAAACCGAAGAGGAGCAUCUAGAGAAUCAAAAUUUGGACAACGACGAUUCGGAUCGUUCGCAACCUGACGCCGAGAACGCGCUAACCAAAGCGAAACGAUCCAUUUCGUUCAAAUGUAGGAUGAGCAGUAACAAUAAUCCAGACAAGGCACUUUUGGCGGACACAUACUCCCUACGUGAUACCAAAGUACAAGAAAAUGGAAAAGUUUCACUCACCGAUUCCGAUCCAUCACAGUUCCGUGAUAUUUUUAAUUUGGGCGAUUACGAGCUGAAGCAGCAUCAGCCGCUGCGUUUGAAGAAGAAAUUUUAUGAAUUUUAUACAGCGCCAAUAACAAAGUUCUGGGCAGAUUCGAUUGCCUACAUGUUUUUUCUAUUCAUGUUCACCUACACCGUGCUGGUGAAGAUGGGUCCGACGCCGCGUUGGCAGGAAGUCUACUCAAUCGCGUACAUAGCCACAUUGGGUUUUGAGAAAAUACGGGAAAUUAUCUCCUCAGAACCGGUGGCCAUAACCCAUAAAUUUGCGGUCUGGGCCUGGAAUAUGUGGAAUCCUUGCGAUGCAGCCGCUAUUAUCUUGUUCCUGAUCGGUUUAUCGCUACGCUUUCGACCCAACACAAUGGAUAUCGGACGCGUGAUUUACUGUGUGGAUAGUAUUUAUUGGUAUUUGCGAAUACUCAAUAUUUUGGGUGUCAAUAAGUAUUUGGGUCCACUGGUCACUAUGAUGGGUAAAAUGGUUAAGAACAUGAUUUAUUUUGUGGUGCUCUUAGCUGUGGUGCUAAUGAGUUUCGGCGUCAGUCGUCAGGCCAUACGGCAUCCGGGCAAUGAGCCAACAUGGGGUUUAAUUAAAGAGGUUUAUUAUCAGCCGUACUUCAUGUUGUAUGGUGAAGUGUUCGCCGAUGAUAUUGAUCCACCUUGCGGUGAAGAGCCUCAUCAGAAGCCGUGUCCUACUGGCCACUGGGUGACACCGAUCAUAAUGGCAAUGUACCUGUUGAUUGCCAACAUUCUGCUAAUUAACCUGCUGAUUGCCGUUUUCAAUAACAUUUUCAACGAAGUGAACUCCGUUUCGCAUCAGGUUUGGAUGUUCCAACGUUUCACCGUCGUCAUGGAGUACCAACAGAAGCCCGUGCUGCCACCACCCUUCAUCGCGCUCUGCCAUUUCUACUCGCUGCUCAAGUAUUGUAUACGCAAAGCGAAAGGAUUGGAGGUUCAACGUGACAAUGGUUUAAAAUUGUUUUUGGAAAAGGAUGACAUGGAGCGUUUGUAUGACUUCGAAGAGGAAUGUGUGGAGGGUUUCUUUCACGAACAGGAAAUCAUAUUGAAUCAAUCGACUGAUGAACGUGUUAAGAACACCACCGAACGUGUUGAAAUAUUGGCGCAAAAAAUUGAGGAUAUCAACCAGAAGGAGAAUGUGCAAACAGCCACAGUGCAGAGUAUCGAAUUUCGUCUACGCAAAAUGGAAGAAUCCUCCGAGCAAAUACUUUCGCACUUGGCGGUCAUACAUCGUUUCAUGUCCAUGCAUAUGCUUGAUGGUGUUGACUUGCAAGCGUCCAAUAUGAAUAUAGCUACGGAUCUGCAACGAGUACGAACGGUCUCGAUGUCGGAUAAUGAAGCACCGAUGCCAGCAGCGAAUUUACAGGUCAACAAUCGCCGUCGCUUCAACCGUUCACUCACGGAGGUGCGUCCCGAUGCAUACAUUUUCGAUGAAGGCACCCACUUCGAGGUGGUACCAGUACCUGAAGAGCCCGACGAGCUGGUGAAGUCACGCGAGGCACUCAACGAACAUGUCGGCCGCAAGAUAUCCAUGCAAUCCGAAUCCGAUUCGGACAUUUACCUGCCCAUGUCGCAACGACCGUCCACAUGUGAGACUGUAAAGCGCACACCCUACGUCACGGUGCGACAAGACACCGGCGCUAGCACCGAAAGCAAAGACACUCUAACGCCGCUGGGCGCUGACGACGACCACACGCUGGUCGGUGAGAAUUCAGACGAGACCAAUCAGGAGCUCAAUUUCGAAGCCGCCAAGCGUCGUGCCAUGCGCCAACGCACCGUGUCGCUGUGUCGUCGCAACUCCGAAGCGUGCUCCAUCAUAGCUGCUGCCGAUAUUAACCGCUCACACAUAAGUCUGAAUCAGUUGCCGUUGUCACGUCGGCAAAUGAGUCUCACACAAUCUGAGCCGGAUAGUGACAAGGAGGCGAUUGGAGGGGGAAAAGCCGCAUUGCAUGCGAAAUCCUCCAGAAACAUUCUACUGAAGUUCCACACCGAAUACACUUCAAUCACGGAUGAAUUGGAGAGCGUAUGUCAUUUGAUUGCAUCGCCGACGGUCUCAUUGCCAAGCAAUAAAGCAUCACUGGAUCGUCCGACGGGCGAGAUGUCUAAGGCCGAGUUUGCUGCCUUGAUGGAGAAGCAGCAUUUGAAGGAAUGCGAAGAGAACGACUACAUGAUGCUCGAAGGACUGUUCCAGGCACGUGCGUCCAUCGAUGACACCGACACUUCAUUUGGGACCGGUGUAUCGGCGGAGUUUAGUCAUCGCCAUCCAUUACGUCGUGAGACAGCCAUCGAACUUUCGCCGUCCAAACCGCCUUCAGGAGGUGGCAUGCUCGGCUGCGGUAACAGCAGUGACACGAGCGGUGCCGGCAGUGGAGGAGGCGGCGGCGGUGGUGCGACCGGCGUAUUUGCCAGCUCCUCUACGGGACCAACCGGUUUCCAGUUGAAGAACGAACGCCCCUGGCAACGCAACUCAUCGAUGGAGCAGCAGCAAACAUAUCAGACGCCAGCGGUGCCAACGCGUGCUGCCAGCGAGUUCCUCAAUGCGCCCUUCGAAAGCACUGGCAGAUUAUUCAAGAAAUCCAGCGAAAGCUUACAAAAGGGCUCCAGCACGGAGACCGACUACUCAGCGCAUCCGUAUCGCUUCAUCAAGCAAAGUUCAAACGACACAACCACCUCAAUGACCGGUUCCUACAACAUCGACACACCAUCACUGGCGGCCGAGCUCUCGCUCGACGCGGUCGACGCCAACACCCAGACGACAGCGGAAUGCAACGUCAGCAGCAGCACCACGAACACGGCUGCAGGCAACGGCGGCAGCGCGAGCGACACCACAGCGCGUUACCUGCCGCUGCGCACCGCCUCCAUGGGCGCUGGUGAUGGCAAGCGCGAUGCUGCUAACAAACGCGCCGGCGACAUCAUGGAGCUCAGUGCCACAGCCACAGCUGCGGCGGCGGUAAUAUCGCAGGUGCAGUCCGCGCUGCCGCGUGCCAUGCAGCUGAAGAAGCAGUUUAGUGUGGAUCAGGCGAACAAAACGCAGCCGCAGCAGCUGCAACAAUAUGCAACGCAUGUGCAACAACAACAACCACAGCAGCACAAUGUAUUGCCGGCCACUGCGUCGGCGACGAUUGCCACAGCCUCAACGGUCGCCGGCGUAUUGGCCGAUAAGGUGAGCGUGAGCGGUGCGGCUGCUGUGCUGCCAGCGCUUGCCGGGCCAGCCAAAUUGUUGUCCUCACUUAAGCCGCCCGGCGGCAUCAAAACGCUCGGCAUGAACAUACUCAAGGAGAGCAGCUCCAGCACAGAGGAGUCGAAAGAGAGUGGCGGCGGUGGCGAACCAGCGUCACUGAUGCCGCAAAUAAGCACACACACGGUACAAGACGAGAUCGCCAAGCUGUCGUCGAACAUCAAGUCGAGCACCGAAUCGGAGAAGGAUCCGCCGUACAAUGAGACAAUGUGCUGAUCGCUAAAAGCCGAUAUCGAACGCCUACGGCAUACACACAUACACUUGUACUACCUGUAGGGCUAGCCUAUGCACCUAGCUAGCUAGCUUAAGUAACCGUUUGUAUUUUUAUUAUUGUAUAUAACUAUGUAUGUGAUUCUACGUUGUUGAUUAGUGGUGUAGAGCGUUUAGGGGGCGUUUAGAAAUCUAUAUAUAUAUAAAGAUUUAUAUAUAUGUUUAUGCAUGUAGAGGCGGGAGCAAAUAUAUGUUUACAAUUAAGCUGAAGUUGAAGUUGAAAUUGAAAAUUAGGUCUAGUAGCAAAUUAUGUAUGUAUGUAACUGAGAUGCUGUUGAAGCAUGUUUAUAGACAAUUUCCUUUUAAAUAAUACAUACAAUAUAUAUACACAUAUGUAUAUAUCGAUGAAGUUUUAAAAUGUAUGUAAAUCUAAGAGAGACGCGUGUAUGUGAUUGCUCAAAGGCGUUAAAUCGGAAAGAAACGAAAAAAAUCGUAGAAAAUUUAGAAAAGAAAGAGAAAUAUAACGAAUUUGUGCGUUUCAGCAGUGCAUACUUUUAGGCGCUUAAAAUUAAAUACGCUUUACUUAGUUUAUAUAUAUAUAUUUUUGUAAAUUGUAUAUUUGUUUAAAUUUUAGCAAAUAUUUUAAGCUAAAUUAUGCAGCACAAAACGAUUUGUUUGCCAUUUACCGUUUUAUAACUGUAUUUAUUGCAAUUUACCGCUCGCUUUUGCUCCUAACACAACAAUAAUAAAUAAACCGUUAAAUUUGUCGUAGUCUUAAGAGCUGCCAUUCGCAUUGUUGUUAUUAAAUUGCCAAAACUUAGUUUUAAUUCAAAUAGUUUAUAUUUAUAUAAAUAUCUAUAUGUAUAUGUAUAUGUAUAUGUAUGCAACUGCAAUUGUAAGAAACGUAUUAUAAAUCGCAUGGCUCAAACAUGUUUUUAUUUCACUAUAAUUUUAAUUAUAAUUAUUAUUGCUACUGUAUUUGCUAAGCAGCCGAAAAAUUUUGCGUACAACUUAACUAUAAAACAGAUCUCUCGCAUCCUACAAACAUACAACGCAUACUUACAAAUAAUAAAAACAAAAAAAAAACUCAAAAAUAAUAAAAAAUAAAAAAUAAAAAAGAAAUAGAAAUGAUGCCGUCAGUAAGUUAUGUAAGCCAAAUAAAAUAUUAUUUUUAAUCACCAACAAAUUUAGCUGUAAACUGGCACAGCGUUGCCAUCUACACAUACAAAAUAAAAGUUAUUGUAUUUUUGUGUCAUUAUGUAAUUAUUGCACAUUGUUGCUGCACAAAAACAAAAAUUCAAACAUUUUCGGCGCACAUUCUAUUGUACUUAUACUCAUAAUUUUAUUGCAUUUUUUUGGAUUUUCGCCCAAAUUUUAAAUAAUUUUAAUAAAUGCCUAUAUUAAGUGCUACGAAAUUUUA